AUGGUUCUUCGCAGCUUCGUGAACCUGGGAGAACGCUCCGGUGCCUCGUACGCCCGCCGCCGCGCGUCCAACGUGUCGUCGUCCACGGCGCAGAAGGGCUACUCGCACCCGUUUUUCAAGCCCUCCUACUCCAAACCCCAGGAACUGCUUAUAGUUGACGAUGUGGCAAGGGAAGAUUACGGCAACAAAACAAACAACAGCUCACACCACCGGUACAUUGCGCCGGUGGUGAUGGUGACGCAGAACUAUGUGAUUCUGGACCGGUCGUUGAACCAGCGACAGGAGGAAGAGGCCGGGCUUCACGGCCGCAUCCUGCUAAAGAAGGCUCCUAGAAAGACCAACAAGAACGGCCACAUGAGCGUGAGCAUUGGUCCGUCAUUGAACGGCGGCAAGCUGCUGAGUCUGCGGCGGUCGAACUCGUCCACCGUGCGGACGUACCAGGUGGAUACGGCUGUUGCAGUUGGCAAGCAGCAACGAGGAUAUUCCACCGUAUCUGAGUUGGAGAAACAGUUUUCCAACCUGAAGGUGCAGGAACAGAGGGAAGAGCCGGCGAAGGAGCCGGUGUUUGCCAAGAGCCACCACGAAGUGAUGAUCGACCAGUUUCUGGAAACAAACAAGCCCAACGAGGUUCUGGCCGUGUACCUGAACCUGCGAGGCAACGAUGUUGUUCCGUCGCUGGAGCUUUACAACAAGAUUUUGCGGUCGAUUCCAUUGCGCGACGGUACGGGCGAGUCCACCGAGGAGAAGUUGACGCAUCUGCUGAACGUUUACUCGGACAUGUUGUCCAACAACGUCAAGCCGUCGAACUCGACCUAUGAGCUGGUGGUUGGUCCGUUGCUUAAAGGAGCACAGAAGAGCUACCGUGCAGGCAACUUCCGCGACGGCAGCGACUUCGUCAAGAUCGCCAAGGAGCUGUUUUUGAUCAGCCACAACUCCAAGUCGCUGAUCAGAUUCAACCAAACAACUUACGUCGAAUUGGUGCAAUGUCUCAACAAGUACCAGCUGGUGAACGCGAUUGCUCCAGACGCCUUGUACGCAAUUUGCAAGGAGAAGGUGGACAUGACUGCGAACGUGACCUUGUUUGUGGAGCUGAUCAAAUUUGCUGGCUACUCCAGAGACAUCAAGCUGGUCAGACAGCUGUACCGCGAGAUGGGCGAGUCUCUGGCACCAGAGCUAUUGGAGGCCCACCAGUACGAGAUCUACGCGGUGUUGAUCCAGUCGAUGCUGUUGUGCGACAAGAGCGUGGAGGCAACCAAGUUUCUGGACUCUUUGGUUGCAACCACCGAAAGAGACCAAAGAGACAGUUUGCAAGAACUGUUGUCCAGCUACAUCCGUGGCCAGGCGAUUAUGAACCCAAAGGUGGCCUUCGAAACGUACCUCAAGUUCAACAAGAUCCACUGGCUUCCAGACGUUUCUGUGGCCAGUCUGCUUGUGGUGUUCAAGAGAUUUAUCGACAUGCAAGACUUUGAGUCCUCGUUAAAAGUCUGGGACAUGGUUGUUCCUAGAAAAGACUUUGACGCGUCGAUUGCACAGCUGUCCUCGAUGGACGGCUACGAAUACCUGUCAAGUUUCCUGGACGACGCUACGCAAUUGAUGCUGUACAAAUUGGACAGAUCCAACAUCAUUAGAAUCACCAGAGAAAUCAUCUUGAAGGACAACCUGGUGCUGUCCGACCAGACUCUUUUGAACUUGGUGUCGUACCUGAACAGCAACGAGAAACAGCACGAGCUGGCCACCGCCCUAAUCACCGACCAGGGAUACAAGAAGAACGAGAACAACAAGAUGAGCCUCAACAAUUACCUGUCGCUGCUUGUUGAUCUUCUCACUCCGCAACAGUACCAACUGCUGUUCGGAUCCAAUCUUUUCAAGACUGCUGUGGAGCAGUACCGAGUGGUUAAUGACAACAUCUACGGCCUGAUCAAGAUCUUUGACUAUGUCAAGGACCUGGCUCCUUCCACGGAGCAGAUCAAGCUGAAACUACAAUAUUAUGUUAAGGUUCUGAGUUUUGAGUUUGAGGACGCCUCCAACCACUAUGUGCAGCUGCCGGACGAGCUGACCAAGUUCAAGCGCACGCUUGCCGAGAUGGGUGUGUGA
Molecule: messenger RNA, 2094 nt
Organism: Ogataea philodendri
Lineage: Eukaryota; Fungi; Ascomycota; Pichiomycetes; Pichiales; Pichiaceae
Exons: 1
Coding region: 1-2094 (697 amino acids)
Molecular function (GO): protein binding
Source: RefSeq, a predicted model, not a curated record